Amborella trichopoda is the source of this 2465-nucleotide messenger RNA. Its product is annotated as Rab3 GTPase-activating protein catalytic subunit. Gene Ontology annotation, biological process: positive regulation of GTPase activity. Gene Ontology annotation, molecular function: GTPase activator activity. The record is from RefSeq and is a predicted model, not a curated record. Lineage: Eukaryota; Viridiplantae; Streptophyta; Magnoliopsida; Amborellales; Amborellaceae.
CGCGUAACGGCACUUUUCUCUGACCUCUCCCCACCGGCGUGUUCAUGUCAAACCCACCCUAAUCAAUCGGAUGGAUUCUUCUCUGGUUUCUAAAGCCAAAACAGUUUUGCAUUCUGCUGCGGCUAGGGCAGAGAAGGUCUUGACUGAUAUCAAAGCUGAUUUGAAGAGCGAUCGAGGGACUGAGGUCAAAUUGCAGUCUGGUUCAAGGAACGAUCGGGUGCAUGAGGAGAUUCAAAAAGAUUGUCUUAGCAAAGAAGAUGGAGUUGACAAGAAUGAGUCCCAGAAACCAAUAUGUAAAUCCAUGGAACCAGCAAAAAGAGACUGGAAACAGUAUCUGAAGAAUAUGAAAAGGGGUAAAGCAUUUGCAGAGCGGGAGAAAAUAAAAGAUUUUUGUUUUGAUAAUUCAGAUUUGGAUGAAAACUCAAAUAAGAAGCAUCUUGAGGAUAUUAUCCCUGUGGAGAAUUCAGGACAGGACCUGACCACAGCGGUUGAUUCCAAUGCCUCUAGCAUGGUGAUAAUGCCUCCGACAUCAGUGAUUAAACAGCUGGGAAUAGCUUUUGAGGCCGGGAAGAAGUUCAAGUCGAUGAAAGAUCUCUUGAUAGUACACAAAGAAACUUCACCCGUCAACGAAAAGUCUGGCUUUGUUUCUAGUAUUUCUGCAAUGAAAUCACUUGUUCUUCGUGAAAAAGAGGAUAAAAUAGAUUUAGAAUAUAGUGUUGAUGAAGAAAUCUGUUCCUUACUGCAUACCUUAUUUAAUCGAGAGGAGCAAUUUCCCAAGUUGGAAAAGAACUCUUGCUCUUCCACCUUUUGCACGGCACAUUUACCAAGGGAUAUCCAAGGUGCGCCCCCAGGGAGCUUUGUUGUUAAGCUUGCUGAAGCUGUGGGGAGCAUUAAGACGCUGCGUAAAAUGAUAUCAUUUUGGCUGAUUCUAGUUGCUGAACUGAGAAGAUUAUGGAAUGAAGGACGACCAAUCCCCCUCUUGCCUGUAGAUGAGAUCCCAGAUCUGGAUUUCUGUCUUCUACACCAACAGUUGCAAGUUAUUAAUUGUUGUGUUGCUAGGAAAAGGCGGCGCCAUUUAGACAUUGAGUCUCUAAAAUCUGUAAUGGAAGACAACACCCCAAAUACUGGAGGGUCUGUUUCCUUAAUGCCAUCUCUGAUUUAUGCAAGAGUGAAAUCAGGACGCUUGGUGCUUCGACUUGGAGCUGAUCAUCCUUCAGAAAAUCUAACGAUGUUAGAAACUGGUGAACCUAUAUAUUCUCCUCGAACUCAGGAGGGUCCGCUUUUUACAGAAGAUCUUCUUAAAGAAACAGAAGAAAUUGUCCUACGUACAGGAAGUUUUGGUACCGGCUGUUCUCAACUCUUCUCGGAUAUGCAGGCGUUUAAGGCUGCAAAUCCUGGAUGCAUCUUGGAAGAUUUCAUUAGAUGGCACUCUCCACCAGAUUGGACAGAAGGUGAUACAAAUAAUGCAGAUAAGAAUUACCUUGAGGAAGAUGGAUCUUGGAAACGGGGUCAACUGAGCACACGAAUGCAGAAAGAAGGUAAUUUGUGGCGUGAAUUAUGGGAGAAUGCCAAACCUUUGCCUGCUGUUAAGCAAACACCACUAUUUGAUGAGGAUUUAGCAGUAGAAAGCAUUUUGAACUACUUGGAGGAUGUUUCACCUUCGGAGAUCUUCAUACAGCUUUUUGUUGUUGUUCUGAGCUCUGGUUUUGCAAUUGGCGAAUCGUUGCUGCCCAUGAACAAUGAAUUGUGCAAGCUAUUCAACGACUGCAAAGAUUAUGUCAUUUCUACAGUCCCUGGUGAAAUGAGUGGUGAGAAAAUUGAUGAUCUCUAUCAGGUCUAUGAAACUAUGGAGGCCAUUGUACUUCAUCCAGAUGAUAGCUCAACUCUGAAGCAACUCUCUGAAGAAACCAAUUCUGAAGGACUAAAGCGUCGGUUAGGCAAAAUGGGAUUGAACUUCACAGUAAAAAAUCGGCACUUUUUUAGGAGGUCUGUUCCCCAGGAAGGGAAGUGUCCUGAUGAGAAGACCACACGAGUAUUUUCGCAGUUUCUUGAAGGGAAAUCAUCUUUGUUCACAAAGAAGCCCACAAAACCUAGUAAUUCCGAGGCAGCACCAUCACUGUGUACAGAUGAGAGUGAUUGGACCGUGAUUUGAACCCAUUGUGCAUAACCUUCACUUUUUUGAUGAAGCAAAAUAACACUGUAAAGAAAAAGAAAUCUGUACAGAAUCUUGCUUGAGGAAAUUCAUGGCAGUGUUAAUCAUGCUCACUGUGGUGGUCAUCCAUCCAUUAUGUGUUUCAAGAGAUCAAGUUUUUAGCUUGUCUUAUUGAGGGCUUGAGGCUAUUAAGCACACACUUAAGAAGCAAAAUAAAAUCUUAUCCUUUGUAGCUUGUCAUAAGCCUUAUGCCACUUGCAGCUUUAUGUAAUGUACUGUUCUAUCCAUCAAUGAUAUAAGAACUUAUUGUGAA